Messenger RNA from Apodemus sylvaticus (European woodmouse), 1346 nucleotides. It is a transcript of the gene Ppic, whose product is annotated as peptidylprolyl isomerase C. The record is from RefSeq and is a predicted model, not a curated record. Gene Ontology annotation, molecular function: peptidyl-prolyl cis-trans isomerase activity. Lineage: Eukaryota; Metazoa; Chordata; Mammalia; Rodentia; Muridae. The transcript is spliced from 5 exons. Gene Ontology annotation, biological process: protein peptidyl-prolyl isomerization; protein folding. Gene Ontology annotation, cellular component: intracellular membrane-bounded organelle. The coding region runs from base 77 to 715 and encodes 212 amino acids.
CAGGCGCAGGCGGCUAAAAGUCCAGCCACAGUCCCGGAGCCUAAGGUUGUCAUCGUCCCCUCUUCCACCGAGCACCAUGAGCUCGGGUCCCCGUCUGCUGCUGCCCGCGGUGCUCUGCCUGGGGCUCGGCGCCCUCGUGUCUUCUUCGGGGUCCUCGGGCGUCCGAAAGCGAGGUCCCUUGGUGACGAACAAGGUCUUCUUUGAUGUGAGGAUUGGAGACAAAGAUGUGGGUAGAAUUGUGAUUGGCCUCUUUGGAAACGUGGUACCCAAGACGGUGGAAAACUUUGUGGCUCUGGCAACAGGAGAGAAAGGCUACGGGUACAAGGGAAGCAUCUUCCACCGUGUCAUCAAGGACUUCAUGAUUCAAGGAGGGGACUUCACAGCUAGAGACGGCACUGGAGGCAUGAGCAUUUAUGGUGAGACAUUUCCUGACGAGAACUUCAAACUGAAGCACUAUGGCAUUGGCUGGGUCAGCAUGGCCAAUGCUGGACCAGACACCAAUGGUUCCCAGUUCUUCAUCACCCUGACCAAGCCCACCUGGUUGGAUGGCAAACACGUUGUAUUUGGAAAAGUCCUGGAUGGGAUGACUGUGGUACAUUCCAUUGAACUUCAAGCAACAGACGACCAUGACCGCCCGUUUACUGACUGCACCAUCGUCAACAGUGGCAAGAUAGAUGUGAAAACACCCUUUGUGGUUGAGGUCCCUGACUGGUGACAGAAAUGGUGGAAAACAGGGAACAUACUGGCUGGUCCAUGUGCGCUUCUGCGAUCCACCAGCUGUCUUGACUCUUUAGUUACUUAAAGUUGUAGUUAAAAAAUUUUCUCUCAGUCUAGAUUGCAAUGAAGAUUUAAAAAUCAACCACACAGUCAGAUGUUUCGACAAACACCUGUCAUCCCACUAUUUAGGAGAGACAGGCAGAAGGAUCAGGGUUCAAUGCCAGCCUUGGCUACAUAGUGAGUUUGAGGCUAGCCUUGUCUGUGUUAAACAAACCAUACCAACAACAAUAAAAAUCAAAGUCCUGCUCAGGUACUUUAAAUUGCACAACAUAUCCUUCUUUUCUAAUGGUGCUAUUUUCAAAAACAACAACAACAACAACAACAACUUUGCAUUGGCUAUUUAUUUUUUUACAAACAUGGUCUUGUUUAGUUUCACACGGUUCCUUGUGGUCCCCAUUUGGGUGACAGGAGGGUUUGUUUGAGCAAGGUGACUAUAAUGAGGGUUAGCAAUUUUUGUUCAAAUAAUUCUUGUUUAGAUAAAGGGAAACUUGAGUAGUAUCAUAUGCUGUAUUAUCAUCAGCAGUCUGUGGCUUUGGUGUUCUUUAUAUUAAAUACUUUUUAAAGGAAUU